Messenger RNA from Culex quinquefasciatus (southern house mosquito), 758 nucleotides. RefSeq lists its product as uncharacterized. Gene Ontology annotation, molecular function: lipid binding. Gene Ontology annotation, cellular component: extracellular region. The transcript is spliced from 2 exons. Gene Ontology annotation, biological process: lipid transport. Lineage: Eukaryota; Metazoa; Arthropoda; Insecta; Diptera; Culicidae. The record is from RefSeq and is a predicted model, not a curated record. Bases 69 to 629 code for a protein of 186 amino acids.
AACUUCUCACGGGGAAGCUUCACAUUCAUCAGUUGAGAUUCUGUCCCCGAAACGCGUACCUCGUCGUGAUGUCUAAAUUGUUUCAAACUUUCGUGUGCUUGCACGCUGCCCAGUUUCUGGUAGCAGCCCCCACCGAGCAUCCGCUGGUACCUUCGCUGGCCGGGCUGCUCCAGGUGGGUCUCAAGGUGCACGAAAUGGCCGAACAGGCCCACAUGAGCGUGCGAAAAGUGUUGGGCCAGGGCCAAGGCUCGAACCGGGACGUGAUCCGUGCGAUCAAAGGCAACACAGACGAGCUGGUGGAGAAGCUAAAGGUGAUUCAGGGCACGAUUAAGGAGCAGGCCACGGCGCAGGGCGAACCGGUGCUGCGCAGUCUGACGGAUAAGUUGGUGCAAACGGCGGACGCCCUGAGCAGUGAGGAUCCGGAGACGGCGGGGAAGGCGCGGGAGUAUCUGGAGAGUGUGCAGGCUGGUGUUUUUUCGUUGCUUGCGGCGGCGAUGAAGGUGGGCGAUCGGGUGGACCAGGAGAAGGAUUCUGCCGCGGAGGAAAUUAAGGACGGGUUGACGAAGCUGUACCUGGUGACGAACGAUACGCUGCGGAAGACCAGCGAGGCACUGGGACCGAAGGAGUAGUGGGUUGGUUGGUUGGUUGGGCAGCCAUGCGACUCCAUGGAGGAGAUGCGUAGUUGAUUGUUUUUUAGUAGUACGUAAUACUUGAUCUGAAGGGCUGAAUAAACAAAGGGAAUCCCUAAACGGAAUUCA